UCUAAACUCUCCAUGGAGCAGCAUAAACACACCUCCAACAUGUCCCUUCUCACCCACCUGUUGGCGUGUCUGUUUGGGAUGGGCUCCUGGGUCUCCAUCAACGGCCUGUGGGUGGAGCUACCCCUCGUCGUCCCCCAGAUCCCCGAGGGCUGGUACCUGCCGUCGUACCUCUCUGUCCUCAUCCAGAUGGCCAACGUUGGGCCCCUCUUCGUCACCCUGAUGCACCGCUUCCGGCCCGGCGCCCUGAACGAGGCGGCCGUCAUAUACGCAAUCAUCGGCCUGGGCACCGCCGCCAGCUUCCUGCUGGCUUUCUUCUGGAAGGAGACCGUGGUGGUGGCAGGCGCUCCUCGCAGCGUGGCCCUGCUCGUCUUGACUUUUUUCCUCGCCACCGUUGACUGCACUUCCUCCGUCACCUUCCUCCCCUUCAUGAUGCGUCUGAAGACUCAGUACCUGACCACGUACUAUAUUGGGGAGGGCGUGAGCGGCCUGCUGCCUGCCCUGGUGGCUCUGAUCCAGGGAGUCGGAGUGGUCCACUGCAUAAACAGCACCCGGUCUCUGAACCACACCCUAAACUCCUCUGAGAGCUCCCUGACCUUUGACCUGCAGGCCCAGUAUCAGCCAGCCAACUUCUCCGCCGAUGGGUUUUUCUUCUUCCUCAGCGCCAUGAUGCUGGUGUGCCUGGUGGCGUUCCUGCUGCUGAACUACCACCCGUCCGUGGCCAGGGAGCACCCCAGCGGUCGAUACACCAACAGGGUGAAGGAGAAACCUCAGAGGGACAGGAAGUGGGCGGAGCAGAAGCCCAUGAUGGAUCCGUACAGACCUGCGGGUCAGAACCGCAGGAGCAGCUUUGGUACCGGCUCGUACAGCUGGACGCAGGUGAUUUACAUCUUUGUGAUCCUGGCCUGGGCCAACGCUCUGACCAACGUGGUGCUUCCCUCCGUGCAGUCCUACUCGUGUCUGCCGUACGGCAACAACGCCUAUCACCUAUCGGCCACCAUGGCUGCUGUGGCUAACCCUCUCGCCUGCUUCAUCGCCAUGUUCUUCCCCAUAAGAUCUCUGCUGCUGAUGGGAGCUCUCACGGUGGCAGGCAGCGGAGUCGGAGCUUACAUCAUGAACAUGGCAGCGCUGAGCCCCUGUCCACUGCUGGUUAAUCAAACCUCCGGCGGUGUCGUCAUCGUGCUAGCCUGGGUCCUGUUCGUUCUCACUCUGUCCUAUGUGAAGGUGAUCAUCGGGGUGAUCCUGCGCGACGAGGGCCACGGCGCCCUCGUGUGGUGCGGAGCGGUGGUGCAGCUGGGCUCCCUGCUGGGAGCCGUGACCGUCUUCCCCGCGGUCAGCUUGUACAACGUCUUCUCAUCCGGGGACCCGUGCAACACCAAAUGUGCCUGAAUGGAAAAUAAUUCACUUUGGAUUCAAUAAAGACUCGACAUCCGUGUUGGAACCAAUAUAUUCAACGGAGGAGACAAUUGAAUGAC
Molecule: messenger RNA, 1472 nt
Organism: Anoplopoma fimbria (sablefish)
Lineage: Eukaryota; Metazoa; Chordata; Actinopteri; Perciformes; Anoplopomatidae
Gene: slc52a3-2a
Product: riboflavin transporter 2
Exons: 4
Coding region: 13-1386 (457 amino acids)
Biological process (GO): riboflavin transport
Cellular component (GO): plasma membrane
Molecular function (GO): riboflavin transmembrane transporter activity
Source: RefSeq, a predicted model, not a curated record